This is a messenger RNA of Linnemannia hyalina, 222 nucleotides long. NCBI's taxonomy places the organism in Eukaryota, Fungi, Mortierellomycota, Mortierellomycetes, Mortierellales, Mortierellaceae. The record is from the annotation of a GenBank genome assembly.
AUGUCACGUUCCAUUAUGGAAAAGAGCUCCCGGACCGCCGAAUUCGUCUCUGGUCAGAACAACCAGGCUUGUGACAAGAACGGCCAGGAUGCCCAGCGUCAAGCCCAAGGUCAGGUUCAGAAGAACGGUCCCAACCGCGAGUACCGCAUCGCCGAGUUUGUUGGCGCCGACAAAGCCGCCAAGAACCAGCCCAACAAGAACAGCGCCCGUGGCGCCCAGUAA